AUGGAGAAAUAUAACCUCACAGUGGUGACUGAAUUCAUCCUGAUGGGCAUCACUAAUCGCCCUGAGCUUCAGCCCCCAUUAUUUGUGCUGUUCCUCAUCAUUUAUCUGACCUCACUGGUGGGAAACUUGGGAAUGAUCAUCCUCACCAUGGUGGACCCCAGGCUUCAAACACCCAUGUACUUUUUUCUCAGACACCUGGCUAUUACAGAUCUUGGCUAUUCUACAGAUGUGGGACCCAAAAUGUUAGAAAAUUUCAUUACGGAACAAAAUACAAUAUCCUUUAACCUUUGUGCUACCCAACUAGCCUUCUUUCUUUUCUUUAUUGCUUGUGAACUUCUUAUCCUCUCUGUGAUGUCUUAUGACCGUUAUGUGGCCAUCUGUAAGCCUCUGCUCUACAGGGUCAUCAUGUCACAUAGAAUAUGUUGGGUUCUUGUGGCCUUACCAUAUCUCUACAGUAUAUUUGUGUCUCUAAUAGUCACCAUAAAUAUUUUUUCUUCAUCCUUCUGUGGUUACAAUGUCAUCAGCCACUUUUACUGCGAUGGUCUCCCCUUGUUAUCUUUGGUCUGCUCAAAUACACAUGAAAUUGAACUGAUAAUAUUAAUCUUAUCUGCUGUUAAUUUAAUAUCUUCUCUUCUUGUCAUUCUUGUGUCCUACAUGCUCAUCCUCAUAGCCAUUCUCAGGAUGAAGUCUGCUGAGGGCAGGCGCAAGGCUUUCUCCACCUGUGGGUCCCACCUCACAGUGGUCACCAUCUUCUAUGGUACCUUGAUAUUUAUGUAUGUCCAGCCCAAGUCCAGCCACUCCUUUGAUACUGAUAAAGUGGCCUCCAUCUUUUACACUCUGAUUAUCCCCAUGUUGAAUCCCUUAAUCUAUAGCUUAAGGAACAAAGAUGUUAUUUAUGCCCUUAGAAGGACAGGGGGAAAAGUACACAAUAUCUUCUUGUAG
Nannospalax galili (Upper Galilee mountains blind mole rat) is the source of this 942-nucleotide messenger RNA. RefSeq names its product olfactory receptor 8K3-like. Gene Ontology annotation, cellular component: membrane. The record is from RefSeq and is a predicted model, not a curated record. The coding region runs from base 1 to 942 and encodes 313 amino acids. Lineage: Eukaryota; Metazoa; Chordata; Mammalia; Rodentia; Spalacidae. Gene Ontology annotation, molecular function: G protein-coupled receptor activity; olfactory receptor activity; odorant binding. Gene Ontology annotation, biological process: sensory perception of smell; G protein-coupled receptor signaling pathway. The transcript has a single exon.